CUUUCUUCCUCUGGUUUCUCCACAGCAACCCUAAAAUAUUGGGAACACUUUCACCUCUUCCAAGUGAAUGGAAUUCCUCAAGAAAGAAACCCUGAAAUCUCACUAGAUCAGAGAACAACCCCAGAUUCAACUCAGACCCACUUCACCAAUGGCUGCAUUCUCCUUCCCCAAAUCCCUCCCGGCUCUAGUUUUCCUUGUUUUUCAGCUCGGAAUGUUAGUUGCAGAGCAAGAUGCUUCCUUUUCGUUCAAGAGUCUUGGUAAAGAUCCGAGCUUUGAGUCAAAUGUUGCUUUAUAUGGGGAUGCAAAGGUUGUUCCUGGGGAGUCUCGGGUCCAACUCACUAAUUCGGUGAGUUCAAGCACUGGGCGAGUCAUGUACAAGAAACCCAUCAAGUUUGUUGAAGGUACUCCUAGGAAAUUUGCUUCUCUUUCAACAUACUUUUCUUUUUCAAUGUCGCAUGAAAGUGGUGAAGGAUUGGCUUUCUUUAUGAUUACUAGGGGUAGCGUCCCCAAGGCAUUUGAUAGUAGUUCCUUUGGACACUCUCUAGGAAAGGGGGAAAGAAAUAUUAGUGUUGUUGCUGUUGAAUUUGAUACCUUGAGAGAUUCUAAGUAUGGUGAUUUGGAUGAAAAUCAUGUGGGCAUUGAUAUUAGUAGUCUUGAAUCAGUUAAAGUGAGAAACUUGUCAGCUAUCAAUAUGGUGUUGAAUAAUGGAGAAAAGUUGCAUUCUUGGAUUGAUUAUGAGGCAAGCUCAAGAAGGUUAGAAAUUAGGCUGAGUCAUUCCGGGGAUAGGAAGCCAGCUGAUCCCUUGCUUUCAUACUCAAUUGACUUGUCAGGAAUGUGGUAUGAGGAAGAAGUGUUUGUUGGGUUAAGCUCUUCAAAUGGGAAUUCUUCACAGACUUGUUCUAUUUACUCCUGGAGCUUCAAGCUGAGGCAUGUUCCGCAAUGGAUGCAUUCUGAGCCAGUGGAUCUCAAGGCUCUCACCAAGGACCCAAAACCUGUAUUGGUUAGUCAUAAGAAAAGUCAUUGUCUCUUGAGAGUUCUUGGUGCUCUGAUUUUUGGCACUGUGUUUGGAGCACUGGCAGCAUCCUGUGUGAUGUAUUUGCGGAAAAUCUUUGGAAAUAAGCGUCCAGUGGCUCCAGAAGAGUGUGCUGUGCACCCUGUCGAUUUUGAGUACAAGAAGUUCAAGGUAGUCGUAGGUAAAGCUGUCGAAGAUGACGCGAAGUAGAUCUUUUAAGGGUUUGAUUUUGUGAGAUGUUUUGAUGUUGUAAAUGUGAGUUUCUUGUACCUGCUUUUCUUAAGUUGUUGUAACUGAUGAUCAAUUUGUGAAAGAAAUGUAGCUUUCUGUUGCUUAUUGUUUUUGAAUUUGACAAUGGGGAACAUCGAGUUUUUAGGCAAUCUAUUCUUCAGA
Rubroshorea leprosula is the source of this 1405-nucleotide messenger RNA. The record is from the annotation of a GenBank genome assembly. Lineage: Eukaryota; Viridiplantae; Streptophyta; Magnoliopsida; Malvales; Dipterocarpaceae.